This is a messenger RNA of Culex quinquefasciatus (southern house mosquito), 2129 nucleotides long. It is a transcript of the gene NAAT1, whose product is annotated as sodium-dependent nutrient amino acid transporter 1. The record is from RefSeq and is a predicted model, not a curated record. Lineage: Eukaryota; Metazoa; Arthropoda; Insecta; Diptera; Culicidae. The transcript is spliced from 9 exons. Gene Ontology annotation, biological process: sodium ion transmembrane transport. Gene Ontology annotation, cellular component: membrane. Gene Ontology annotation, molecular function: L-amino acid transmembrane transporter activity. Bases 4 to 2064 code for a protein of 686 amino acids.
AUAAUGUCAUUCGCAGUUAGUUUGUCGUUGCGUUCACUUGUAUCUUUUGUAGUGUUUGGCUUCUAUUGCCAUCGAUGUGGAAAUAUUACGGAAACAUCCUGUAUUAAGAUAACAAGUUUUGGAGAAGAAAACUUGAAAAAAGUUACUAUGGAAAACAAUACUAGUGAUAACUUGUUUGCGAUAUCAUACCCUUCGCCAAAAAAUAGUCAAAGAAAUAGCUGCAAUGGGACAACUUCACCAGAGCCCACCGAUCAACAGAACAGACCCGAAUGGUCUAACAAGCUCGAGUUCCUUAUGUCCUGCAUCUCCAUGUCAGUUGGGCUAGGCAAUGUAUGGCGUUUUCCGUUCACCGCGUAUGAAAAUGGGGGUGGAGCAUUUUUAAUUCCCUACAUCAUCGUGUUGUUUGUCAUCGGACGUCCAUUGUAUUAUCUGGAAAUGAUUUUGGGCCAGUUCACCAGCCGAAGUUCGGUCAAAAUUUGGGAAAUUUCGCCAUUAUUUCGCGGUAUCGGCGUUGGACAGCUCGUCGGAACGACUUCCGUGGUCACCUACUAUGUUUCGUUGAUUGCAAUCACUCUUUCAUAUAUGUUUGCAUCUUUUGCCUCCGAACUGCCUUGGGCAAAGUGUGAAGAAUCCUGGGGUGAACAUUGCGUUGAUUCGUCUGCUAUAAUCGCUCAUGCUGGCAAUAGGAACAGAACGGAUGAACAAGCGGUUAGCAGUUCCCAAAUCUACUUUUUAGACGUUGUUCUGAAAGAAAAGUCCCAAAUUUACGAUGGCAUUGGUUCUCCCGAUUGGAAGCUUUCUCUCUGGCUGUUGUUAGCUUGGGCGGUGAUAUUUCUCAUCCUCGUGCGGGGCGUUCGAAGUUCUGGAAAAGCUGCCUACUUUCUGGCAAUUUUUCCCUACGUCGUCCUGCUGAUCAUCUUGAUUCGGGCACUUACCCUGGAAGGUGCCAUCGAUGGUGUAAUAUUCUUCGUCAAACCACAAUGGGGCGAACUGCUUAAUCCGAAGGUGUGGAAGGAAGCAGUUGCGCAAUGCUUCUUUUCACUAGCAGUAGGAAUGGGACCAAUUGUUAUGUUUUCAUCUUUUAAUAAUUUCAAACACAAUUGCCACAGAGAUGCAAUGAUCGUGACAACAUUAGAUACAUUUACUAGUCUACUGGGCGGCAUGACAAUUUUUAGCAUUCUGGGAAAUUUGGCCCACAAUCUAGGAGUGGAUGACAUUUCGAAGGUGGUUAAAAGUGGAACCGGGCUGGCGUUUAUUUCGUACCCCGAUGCAAUCGCCAAGUUUGAUGUCGUUCCGCAGCUAUUUUCCGUUCUUUUCUUUUUUAUGCUGUUUGUCCUCGGUGUUGGUUCAGCGGUAGCUUUACACAGUGCCAUAAUAACGGCCGUUUGGGACGCUUUCCCCAAGCUAAAGUAUUGGCAAGUUGCUCUUGGACUGUCGAUAAUCGGCUACUUUUGCGGCUUGGUGUACGUAACUCCGGGUGGCCAGUGGAUUCUGGACAUUGUAGAUCACUAUGGUGGAACGACGCUGAUAUUCGUAAUGGCCAUUAUUGAGAGUAUGGCAAUUCCGUGGAUAUACGGCUUGGAAAAUCUUUGCCAAGAUGUCGAAUAUAUGGUUCAACGAAGGGUUGGCCUUUAUUGGCGACUUUGUUGGGGACUGAUCACUCCGGUUUUCAUGAUUGCAGUGUUUAUUUAUUCAAUGGUCAAAUACCAGUGGCCCACCUAUGCUGGCAAUGAAUAUCCCGAUGAAGCACUGAUUGGUGGCCUUGUUGUGCUAGUAUUUGGCAUAAGCCAGUUGAUUAUUUGGGCUCUUUGGACUAUUUCAAGAGACCCUACCGAAGUUUCUCUGUGGGCUAAGGUUAAGAAAGCAACCAAAUAUAGCUCUGAAUGGGGACCAAACUCAAUCGCGACAAAGAAAGCGUGGCUGAAGUACAAAGAAGAAGCAAAAACGAGACGUGAAGGAAUAAUGAUCGCCAAAGGACACUCAUAUCUAAGGUCGAAAUUGUACAUUCUGUUGGGACUUUACGACGACUUUAUACCACUUGAUGAUGGCAAUUCUAAAUUGUAAUUUAUGUCUGAAGAUGUCUGUAGAAUACCGACAUUUAAAAAUGUUAUUUUUUUAUAAUAAAGAGA